This is a messenger RNA of Balearica regulorum gibbericeps (East African grey crowned-crane), 1159 nucleotides long. NCBI's taxonomy places the organism in Eukaryota, Metazoa, Chordata, Aves, Gruiformes, Gruidae. The record is from RefSeq and is a predicted model, not a curated record.
GUUACCCUUUCCCUACUGCUCCUCCUGUGGAUCCAUUUGCAAAAAUCAGAGUGGAUGACUGUGGAAAAACCAAGGGAUGCUUCAGGUACGGUAAACCUGGGUGCAACGCAGAGACUUGUGACUACUUUCUAAGUUACCGUAGAAUAGGAGCUGAUGUUGAAUUUGAAUUGAGUGCCGAUACUGACGGCUGGGUGGCAGUGGGAUUUUCCUCAGACAAGAAAAUGGGAAACAACGUGUAAAUGGCUUGUGUUCACGAUGAUAAUGGAAGAGUCCGAAUACAGCACUUCUAUAAUGUUGGUCAGUGGGCUAAAGAAAUCCAGAGAAAUCCUGCUAGAGAUGAAGAAGGGGUUUUUGAAAACAAUCGUGUAACGUGUCGAUUCAAGCGUCCUGUAUAUGUUCCACGAGAGGAAACCAUCGUAGAUCUGCACCUGAGUUGGUACUAUCUGUUUGCUUGGGGUCCAGCAAUUCAGGGUUCUAUAACUCGUCAUGAUAUAGACUCACCACCUGUAUCAGAGCGUGUUGUCAGUAUUUACAAGUAUGAAGAUAUUUUCAUGCCAUCAGCUGCCUAUCAGACCUUCUCUUCUCCAUUCUGCUUGCUCCUCAUUGUUGCACUGACCUUCUAUUUAUUGAUGGGAACCCCAUGACCGAUGGAAAAUAGCAAGAGUUUGUCAGUGGAAGUUUCUCAGGAUGGACGGCUAUGUGGAUGGACGAUGCAUUUUUCUAUUGGAAUUUAUAUCACACCACCAUUAUCAUCUAGCUGCUUUUGAACAUAGUUAGCUUCUCAGAAGAAUGAAAUAACCGUCUCCUUUGAGUGGCAGAGUGGUGACAAAUCAUUUAAGAAUAAUCAGCGAACACAUAGGAGAAUAUUUUCAGUGUUGUGACUACUUGCUUAAAGAAAAGGAGACUUUUGUAAAAUCAAUGUGUGUGUGCGUGUGUAUGUGUGUUUGGGAGGGGCGUCUGUAUGUGUGUUUAGGCAAAUUUAGUGAUGGACAUCUUAUCAAAUAACAAAAUUGCCUUCCAAAUUGCUCCCAGAAAGCAAAUUUGGAAAAAAAUUAUAAUGCUGUUUGGUACUUCUGGAGCAGAGAGCACAACUCCAAGUGCAGUUUCUGAACUUAAGAUCAGAAAUAUACUGACACAGCAGUAUAAAACCUGCCCUUCA